This is a messenger RNA of Porites evermanni, 420 nucleotides long. The record is from the annotation of a GenBank genome assembly. Lineage: Eukaryota; Metazoa; Cnidaria; Anthozoa; Scleractinia; Poritidae.
AUGUACUGGUCGAAAGAUCACGAUCUUCUUUUAGUAAGAGAAGUGCUAAUUGUUGAUCCAUAUAGCCAGUCAAAGGGAAGUAGGGAGAGAGCGAAACUGUGGGAAGAAAUUGCCUUAAACCUGAGUGCAGUGUCUGAGCCCCGUUUCUUGGUUUCUAUGAGGUCUGUAAGAGACCAUGUAAACCUGGUUCUAAUAAAGAAACACAAAAGAAAGGUUGCAGAAGAAAGGAGGGCCUGCGGAAUAGCAGUUGAUGAGCCCUCAGAGUUUGAUGCAGCAAUUGAAAAAAUACGUAAGAAAGCCGAAGCUGCAGAGAGAGAUCAGCAAAUGACAUCAGAGGGGAAAAAAGCCAAUGCAGAGAAAGAGAAAAAGCAAGUAGAGGAUAUAAGAGCCUAUUCCAUUCUUACUUUCAGUAAUUUUUAG